Miscanthus lutarioriparius is the source of this 2919-nucleotide messenger RNA. NCBI's taxonomy places the organism in Eukaryota, Viridiplantae, Streptophyta, Magnoliopsida, Poales, Poaceae. The record is from the annotation of a GenBank genome assembly.
AUGGUCUUCCCCGGCGACGAGGAAGACGCCGCAGCCACCUCCGCCGGCGACGCGGUGGUUCUAGAGAUCACCGACACAUCAUCCUCCGCCGCCGCCCGUGAUCCAUCCUCACCUCGUCCCCCACCGGUCUCCAUCUCUGACCUCGCGCGCUUCGACCCGCUCCCAUCCCCAACCGUCGCCGUUCGCGCUAAUCGAGAGCUCCUCCUACUUCCGCGCGCUCCUCGGCGGCAGCUUCAGGGUAUCUCAUGGACGCUGUCUGUGUGCAGUGAAUCCGGCCGAGAGCAUGUGAACGUGGGCUGCGAUUUGGAGGCUGCCGUGCAAGUGCUGCGCUACCUGUUUGAGCCUUCCGAGAGCUUCAACAUCACGCACAACAAUUUCCUCCUGCUGUUGGAGGGAGCUUUGUUUCUUGCUGUUGAGAGCCUUCUAGUGGAGUGUGAAAGAUGGUUCAGCACCAUAGCCUCUCAAACUUCCGCCAUUUUUUCAGCUCCAUUAGAUUUCAUAAUUGAAGUCUGGGACUUUGCUCAAGAGCAUGGUGUUACUUUUGUUCAAGAAAUUUGCCGAGAAUAUCUAGCUCAGAAUUUUGCACAUGUUAUCUCAAGAAGGUCAUUUAAUAAAAUACCUUAUGAUUUGCUAUGUUCAACGAUCGAAUGUCCACAUCUGACGGUGGAUAGUGAAAAGCAAUUGUGUGAAGCAAUUUUGUAUUGGGUUUCAGAAAAUAUGAAAACCUGUGAACAAUCAUACCCCAACUCUGUAGAUGGCCACCUCUUCCUUCUUAGCAAGGUGAAGAUAUGCCUUUUACCGUUGGGAUUUGCGGCAGGGACAAAGAGGCAUUGGUUUGACUUUGGAAACAACAUCGUCUGCACAAUUCUUGAUCUUCUCAAGGACAGUUUGAAAACUUUAUUGGAUGCUAUUGCUGAUGGUAACUUGGAGAGAUAUUGCAUUCGAAUAACAGAAUAUUCGAAGAACAUAGUGCUUUCAGGAUGUCCCCAAGUAACUACAGCAUUCUUGUACAUAUCUGUUCUCCCUACUGAUCUGGAUGUUUCAUUUAAGAGAAGGAUAGUGAGUUCAUACACCCAGGUUGAUCAUCGAAGCUUCAUUCUUUAUAAUGAACUAGAGAAGGCUGCUAAAACCUUAUCAUUCAAGAAUGUACACAUGGUGGAUAUUUCAAAAUGUCCAAAUGUUCAUUUUGGCGCAGCAAUUGACUGGUUGAAGUUGUUUUUUCCAGAAUUAAGGAUAUUCAGGGUUUCACAUUGUUUAUCCUUUCAAUUUGAUGAUUUGCUAUAUCUGUUGCUGAGAUGUCCGUGGAUUGAUGAAAUUGAUAUGACUGUUGAUACAAGCACUGUAACACCCAAACAUUCAGUAGUCUCGUCUAGUUCUGAAGUCCUAAGCAAAGUGAAACCAAAUCAGAAAAGAUAUGGCAUACAUUGUCCACCAUAUGACAGACAACUGAAUUCGAUUUUCUUAAAUAUAUCAAGAUUGACAUUGGAAGGCAGAAGUGAUAUUGAUGAUGUGGGCUUGCUGGAGAUAUCUGUUUUGAAAAAUUCUCUGUGCUAUAUAAACAUUAGAAACUGCUUCCUGUUAACAGAUGAUGGUAUUUCUUACCUUCUGAUGAAGUGUACAAAGAUCCAUUCAAUGGUUCUUUCUUAUACUUCUUUUGGAAAUCGAUCAAUUCAAACACUAUGCGCUACCAAUCCUUCUGGCCACAACAGUGUACAUGCUCAUGUUAUGGCAUUUUAUAUGCAAGAAUUACAUCUGGAUGGCUGCAAAGGUAUUGACUCUGCUGCUUUGUCGCAGCUAAUGAGCAUUAUAAGCAUCACAAAGUUUCUGAGCUUAAGGGAAACAUCACUUACAGAUGGUGCACUCUGCAAGUUUGUUGGCUCUAGUCUCGAGUAUCUUGACGUUUCAGAGACUGUGAUUUCUAUGGUAUCAUUAGCUCCAGUUAUACGAAGAAAUUAUAAAUUGAACUGUCUGAAAACAGCUGGAUGCCGUAGUCUUCUGUUGGAAUGUGAUAAUGUAGAAAAUAUCAGUGGUAACAAGUACGGAGAUUUUCUACAGGAGGUAGGAACUACCUGCUGUUUGGAGGAUGUUGAAAUGGGCUGGGGAUUUUGCCCUAUUCGAAUUGAAGAUCUUGCUCCUUCUUUUAGUAAAGUAAGGAAGAUGACAAUUGGUCUUGGCACAGCAUUAGCUGAGAAUGUCAUGUGUGCUCUUCCUAUGAUUUGCCCAUUCCUCGAGUCUUUGAUUCUGAGGUUUCAGGUGAUAUCUGACAGAGUUGUUAGAAAUCUAUUGGAAUCAGCAGUAAAUCUUCAUGUGCUUUGCCUGCACUAUUGUCUUGGCAGUUUAACUUCAUUUAGUUUCCAAACAAAAGCACCUGCAUUAAGAGUAUUGCAGCUUCAUUGGGUUACUCCAUGGCUUACAAAUGAUGACUUGACAAUCCUUACAGAGAAUUGCAAUUUAGCUGAACUUUCACUGUCCGGUUGCAAACUCCUUGACUCCAACUCUCAAGACAUUAUCUCAUCUGGGUGGCCAAACUUGGCACUUUUACACCUUGAGGAAUGUGGUAAAAUAACAGUUGAAGGGGUUUCUUCUUUUCUCAGUUGUAAAGCUUUGGAAGACAUCCUACUACGGCACACGGGUAGGGGCAUUGGAAGGAGCAUCAUAGACGAUGCUAUCAGAGAGUUACCACUACUGCGGAAGCUGGCUUUGGAUCUAUGCGAUGCCUGUGAAGAAGGUUACGAUAGCCCGAAUAAUGCGGAAGGAAAGAUGAUUAGAAGUGUAAGGAUGAGUCGAUGCAAGACAAUGAAGGGGUCCUGUUUGGAGGUCCCGAGACAAGGGUCUUCAAGGCCGGUGCACAAGGACACCGUAGUGCUGGAAUGGAGCAGCAGAAGGCUCACAACGACCAUAGUGAGUGAAAGAGUGUGA